This is a messenger RNA of Ambispora gerdemannii, 1377 nucleotides long. Lineage: Eukaryota; Fungi; Glomeromycota; Glomeromycetes; Archaeosporales; Ambisporaceae. The record is from the annotation of a GenBank genome assembly.
AUGACUGAAAAAGAAGAUGCAAUUAUUCGCGAUAGACUGGCUGUCGAAGAGCGCACAUUACGUCGCAUACUUAAGCGACACACAUUAUGGAAGGGCGCCCUUCUCGUUGGAGAUAUAGAAUCAGCACAAAUCCAAUAUAAUGACUUCAUGCUCGACUUGUCGUCAUACGAGCUUUAUUUAAUGCGCUUCCAACUUAUCCAUGAUAUGCAUGUGAAAGAAAGACAAAAUUGGAUAGAUGAAAAGAACAGGAUUGAGGGUGAGAUUGAAAUAGGGAAAGAUGAAAUCAUCCGAUUACGAGAUGAAUUAAAAGUAGAGCAGGAGCAACUAAAAUUCAAGACGGAAUAUGAUGAAUUGGCGCGGGCUAUUCAGCAGCACACUUCGCGCCAAGAACUAAAGGAAGAUAUCAAACAAUUGGAUCAAGAAAUCGCUGAUCUCGAACAAAAAGUUCGAGAAAAAGAUGAAACUCUCUCUAGACGACGAAAUCAAAUAGAAGGAAUAUUAUCGAUUGUUGCUCGUGUUCAAGAAGAAAUAAGAGAAGAGAACAGUCAAGAGGAACGGUUGACAGUUUCCUCUCAAAUAACCUCAACAGAAUCAAUAAUUAGUCAGAGUCAUAGUCCUAUGCCCUUACCAACAUUAUCCACUCCCGCACUUGUUUUGAAUGGUAUCAAUGGACAUGAAGAUGAUGCGCUUAUACAAGGCACGGUUGAAAAUGAAAUUGAAGAUAAUAUCUCGCUUUCGCAUCAGGAAAUUCCAAGCUUACCCUCACCAAUGGGUGAAAAUCAAACCAACAUAAAUAAUGUUGAUCGUGAGGAGGGUGAAGCUUUGAUUGAAGAAGGUGAACAUGAAGAAGGAGAAAACAAUCAAACAAUAUCUGAAUCAGAAGAAGGACAGAGCCAAGAAGAGGAUAGGCACACCGCUGAGAACGCUUCUGUUCAAGAAACUAUCAGUCUUCGAGAAAGCUCAAGUUCACGAGGAAACAAUAGUCCGCAAGAAACCGUUAGCCCGCAUGAAAUUCUCAGUCCUCCCGAGAAUGCUAGCCAAACGGCGACUAUUAGUCCCACCCCUUCUAAUACUGUUAGUCCAAUUGAACAGGCUAACUCAACAGUGACAGCCAGCCCACAAGAAUCUGGUGAUCAUGGUGGAGAAACGGUCAUUGAUGUGGAAAUAGAGGAGGAGGAAGAGGAAUUUGAAGCGCCUAUUGUUGCUAUAAAAAGAGGCCUCGAGGAGGACGAAGAGGAUGACCAUAAAUCUGUGGCGUCAUCAUCAACAGCAAGAUCAUCAAAAAGAAGUCGUCUUGAUGAACAAGAUGAUGAGAUUAAUCGUGGUGGUGACGAUUUGGGGGAGGAAGAAGAGGGGGCUGUUAAGAUGGAUGAGUAG